AUGAUGAAAAACUUGGGUCUCCUACGUGACGUCACGCUUCUGCAGCUCAACUCAUCUCGUACAAACUGGCAAGUCUGGUGGAGGGAACCGGAUAUGGGAGUAUCUGGUGAGAGCGAGGGGUGCGCGGCUGCGCGCAUGUGGCGCAACGCGUGCGCGGCGCUGCUGGCGCCGGGCGCGGAGGACGCCUGGCAGCAGAUCGUCGACGCCUCGCCCCCGGACGCCGUCUGGCACUCGCUCAGGAACUGCGUCGCGUACCAGGCGGGCGUGUGGCAGAACCUGCUGGCUAAAGGCAUGAUAGACGUGAUGCAACCGGCCGCGUUCAAACUGGCUAUUGUACUGCGGCAUACACCCGCUGAGCUCACUGCUCGCUUGCUGGCUGACCUGCUGCACGACCACCCGCAGUCGCAAGAGCUGACGGCAUACGUGCUGGCGCUGCUGACGGAUGAUGAGGCGCGGUGCGGGUGUGCGCGGAGUGCGGCGCGGGGCAGGCACGGGCGGGGGGAGGGGGACGGGGAGGGGGAGAGGAGGAGUCCGGGCGCGCUGGCGCUGCGCGAGCUGCAGCUGUUCGGCGACUGCGAGCUGGCCGUGCUGGCCGCCUCGCGCGAGGAGUACGACGCGCACGCCAAGCUGGUGCGCGCCGAGUACUGCAAGCUGGCGCACUCCAGCUACGUCGAACUACGCAUCAAGGUUCUGAACCAGUUCUCUCAAAUCCCAAAGUUGUUCCACACACACGAGUUUGAGUGUUUUGAGGCUGCCGCGAGGGAGAACAUCGAGCGAGAGAUCUGCACCCUGAGAGAGCAUCUGCUCACUGGGAGGACAGAUUAA
Parnassius mnemosyne (clouded apollo) is the source of this 825-nucleotide messenger RNA. NCBI's taxonomy places the organism in Eukaryota, Metazoa, Arthropoda, Insecta, Lepidoptera, Papilionidae. The record is from the annotation of a GenBank genome assembly.